AUCCCCCAUAAGCUCUAGUUUUUGCACAUAUAUAUAGCCACUGACCAUCCCGCAUUCGUUCUUCUCAACUCUCCGCACGGUUUAUCUCCGUUACCUUCGACCACAGACGUCCCCUUCUCAAUUCAACGUCCGCAACCUCAAUCGCACACCCGCACCAUCAGCAGCAUAUUCCUUAAAGAGACGCAAGCAUCAGCAAUUUUCGUUGGGGCGGCAAGUUUACAAACAUACCCAUAAGUUAUCGCAAGAUAUCCGACGAGCCAUAUCCCGAAACAACCCGUCACUUACAGUCCAGCUACCAGCGCCGAUUUUCGAGAAAGAUCGAGAACGAGUUACACCCCAAAGCCAGCAAAUCCACCGAAAAUGGCGAGCUCCGAAAACUACUACAUACCGCCUGUCAGCAGUGGCAACUGGAACUCGUAUUUUGACAGCGAGUCUAUCUCGUCCAACUCCUCAAUGUCCACCCGCUCUCCCUCACCAGUACUAUCCCCAACCAUGUAUCCUCCAUUCUUUAACGACGACGAUGGAGGCUGGUCAACAGAUAGCCCAUCUCCACAAUUCACACUGAAAAGCCUACCACGAUCACGAGGCAGCAGUCGCCGUGGCUCCACGUCGCCACGUCGAAAUGGACACAUACAGCGUGCCACGUUCCGAUGGCAACAUUCUCCGACGGCGUCUAUGGUGGUGGUGACGGGCACCUUUGAUUCGUGGACGCAGAGCAUACAAAUGAAGCGGGAUCCUGAGUGCGUAGACGAGUGGAUCGUUACCGUGCCACUCGACCGGCGAGCACGACAGGUCUUCAAGUUCGUGGUGGACGGAGAAUGGCGGUGCUCCUGGGCAUUCCCAACAACGACGGAUGAAUGCGGCUACGUCAACAACGUCCUCGAGCCCAACGCUGACUGGGCAAGCGAGCCGCACUGGGAUGCGGAGAGGAAGAGCUCGUCCAUAACACCGACGGGCGACGAGCCAUGGUCGCCAACCGCGUCUAGCCAGUCCGCAACUGAUAUCGCCUGCCUGCCACCGGCUGUGGUGAUGCAGUGGAUGAUGGCGGCACGUGGGGGUGAAGAGGAUGAUCUUGAUGAGGACUGGUCCGAUUUCGGGACAGCCGCCCAACGCAUCCCGCGCCUGACUAUAUAGUGAAGUGUCGGACGCCCUCUGGCUUUUCGUGGUCUUCCUUGCUAGCAUUGCGCUCCUCUGUCCUGGAAUGCAGCGAGAAUGUUGACCUAAUGUACAUAGAUCCGUUUCCACUACUAAUCACAAUACUGCAAUGGAUAAG
This is a messenger RNA of Fimicolochytrium jonesii, 1273 nucleotides long. Its product is annotated as immunoglobulin E-set. Lineage: Eukaryota; Fungi; Chytridiomycota; Chytridiomycetes; Spizellomycetales; Powellomycetaceae. Gene Ontology annotation, biological process: signal transduction. The coding region runs from base 361 to 1134 and encodes 257 amino acids. The transcript has a single exon. Gene Ontology annotation, cellular component: cytoplasm; nucleotide-activated protein kinase complex; nucleus. The record is from RefSeq and is a predicted model, not a curated record. Gene Ontology annotation, molecular function: protein kinase binding.